UCGUGCUUAUAAGCAACUUUUUUGCCUAAGCAGCUCUAUGAAAUUGGCCCCUGUCUUUUGCUAAGCAAGAAAUGACUUGGGUAUCAGUCAUAGCGAUGCUCUAUGGUCACAUCAAUGGUAGUUCUACAGUGUUUUGGCUGUAAGAUAUUUUUUGCUUAACAGAGUUUUCUGUGCUUAGGAAAUUGUUGUGCUUUCAUGCUUUAUGAAAUUGGGCCUAGAUUACAGGGUUUGAUAUUAACAGUGGACCACAGGCCCGAGUCCAGUGAUUUUAUUGUCAGGCCGGUAAACUUGAAUCCCUCACAGUCCGGUGGUCUUGUGUUUCCAGAAUUUGAGUCCGACCAACACCUUUUAAUUCUAUUAUCAGUGUAUAAACUUUUAAAACUUGUGAUCAUGAAACAGACGAGAUCAUUAUUGUUUGUUCAAAUAAAGAUAGUUUAUAUGGAAAUAUUGUAAAAAGGGUUUACAUAAUUUAUACCUCAGUUGGGAGAGUGCCAGCACAUUAAUCCGGAGGUCGAAGGAAGUUUAUAGGCCUACCCGCUCUAUAGCCAAUUUUUCUGUGGAGAGCAAAUACCUUUUUUCAGGACCUCACAAUUUAGGUUUUAAAAUUCAUGUAAACUGGUUUAGUGUUACCACUAGACUGUGCAAGUAGUGCAUGUUUUGCAAGCUUUUAAAAAAUAGUUGCAUAUAGUUUAAUAAAUGGUACAUAUUUUCAUCGUUUUUAUUAAGAAAAUAAACAACUGAACAACACAUUUUACACUGUAUACUUCACAGUUCAUCUCACAGGGUAUGUGCCACUGAGAUACAAUUAAAUUCAAGGCCAACAAUUUCCACACAAUUUCCUGUCACUGUACAUUUUAAGGUCAAACCAAAAUGCAUACAGAGUUUUUGUGACAGAAAAUUUCCUUUGCAGAACUAGUUACCCAGUUGUUGCACAUAAUUGUCACGCCUACUAUACCACUGCCUGGACUAUUUUUGUGUCUGGGUUUCGUUUAUCAUUUUACACUGAAGUCGAGGUCACCACUGUAGUGUUAGCCCAAGGGAGUGUUGAGUUUUACCAACUGGAAAACAGGGUGCAGUUACUAGUGUAAUAGUGAGCUAUGGGAACUGCCUCAAGUAAAAAACGUUCCAAAAAGCGGAGACCCCAAAGCGCCCCUCCCGGUGCCCUUAAAUCCCCGUCCACACCAAACAACCCUAAUGAGCUUUCCCCUGAGCAGAAAACCGGUUCGCCAUCCAAGCAAAGGGCUUCAUCAGAAGGGACUAUAGAAGUGAACCAGGGAUUAUCAUCAAGGAAGUCAGAGGAGGCAGCUGUAGUGAAUGACAGUGGCGGCGGGGAACCGGUGAAGAAGCCACCACAAGACAUUAGUAGUACAGAUGCUGAGGAGCAGGUCACACGGUCUUUAAGCAUGGAGCCUAAAGAUAUCAUGAUAAGCUACAGUCAUCAGGACAAAGAUCAGAUGAGGAAAAUCAAAGGAUCCUUGGAAGAAGCUGGCAUCAAAGUGUGGGUGGACGAGGUCGGAUUGAAGGCCGGUGUAGAAUUCUUCAACAAGAUCGGGCAAGCUAUUGUUGAUGCUAAGCUUUUCCUGUCUCUUCUGAGUACAAAGUCGGUCAUCUCCAAGUACUGCAAAGAUGAGUUGGCCUUGGCAUAUGUCUCCAGCAAGCCCAUCUUCCCAUGUGCGCUGCAAGUCAGAGAUGAAGUUAUUCCCAGCAUGGACUUUGGCAUGCGAUUGCAGCUUGCUCCAGUGACGUGGUUUAUGUUUGACGAUAGUGCUUCCUACAAUCAAUCCAUGAAGGAUCUCCUGACCGAUAUCAAGGCCAAGCUGGCUGAAAUGCAGGAAGAAAAAAAAACUUCAGAAGCUGUUGCCGACAAGAGAGCAAAGUUCCAGCGUCAGCGAUCUCAUUUGAACCUCCACUCCAAGCCCUCCUAUCACGGCAGAACCAGGGUUGAGUUCUGGGAGAAGAACUUCAAAGCGCUAGAGGCUGUAGAAUGGGAGCACUUUGAGGAGGCUUUCUAUAAGGAUUACCAAACAGAGCUAGAUGAGAUGUUCAAGAAGGUAGACCAGAAAUGGCUUCUCUCCAUCCUCUGUAAUGAGCUAGAUGAAGACGGGGACGGCAUUGUGUCCCUCAAACACUUCAAGGAGUUCUGCGUCGUAAACGGCGAGUCAUUUGAGUUUUGGCAGAGAGUACAGGAACAAGCCCUAGAGAGUUACACCAUGAGGGAGGUGUUCAGUAUGGACUCUACUGUACGCAUUGACGCUAUACAGAAUCUCAGCAAAUUCCACAGUAACUCCGUCGUGGAAGCACUCCUGGAUCUUUGCAAUGACCCAGACGAGAACGUACGUGCAGUUGCCGCUCUGUCCCUUGCCCGGGUAGCAGAACCAAGCAAUAAGUACGCCAUAAAACGCAUGAUGCAUCUACUGAAGGACAAAGACAGGCUGGUCAGAGAAGGUGGUUGCCUAGCCCUGGGUCAUAUCAAGGCAUCCGAGGCUGCUUCAGAACUUGUCAACCUCUGGAGAAACGAUGCCAUCUCUAAUGUAAGGGAAGCUGCUCAAAUUGCCCUGGAGAAGAUCGGCGGUGAAGAGGCUCAGAAGGCAAUGCAUAUCACCAAAGUGCUAAGCGAAGAGAUCAAGAAUUUAGCAGAAAAACCAUAAGACGAACAAGUUGAUACGUCAGUUAGUUGGUAGGUUAUUAGAGCACAACUUGCCCUCCAUUUUUGUAUGGAGCAUCCACGUUUUUGCACAAAGCUAUCUCAUAGGACACUUCGUACUGCACUUUGAAAACCAGUUCUUAAUUUUUUGUGGGUGCUAAAUAGAAUUUUUCUUUGAACACAUACUCAAGUACAUGCAUAGUAUUGAGCCUAUUGUGUAAAUCCAUUAGCGAACGACAGUUCUAUGAAAACAAAGUCGUUACUCAAUUAAUGCACAGUCCUCAAACAUUUAUUCAAUGGGAGACUUUUGGACGUUCCUUUUACUUAGUUCUCGCCAGUAUUGUGUGUGUUCAGACCCUGGAGCUGCAAAAAAAAAAGUAUGUCUGCUGCCGCCAAUUCUUAAAAGAGAAAAACAGAGCUUAUGUUUUUUGUUUUCAAGGUUUUUCAAAUUUACUUUGAGAACAAAAAAGUAUGGUUUUAUUUUUUGAAGUUGAUUGAAGUAAAUCAGUUAAAUUUAAUGAGCAAAACAAAAUCAAACCUGCUAAGCCAAAUGUUGACAUUAUUUUGGCUUCUUGUGAAUAAGCUGGAAUUUCUCUCUGAUUUUCUUUGUGUAUUCAGAGCUGGAUAAUUACAAGGUGGAAAUUAAAUAACAAUCGGAUAGAAUAUUUCAUACAGCACAUCAUUUUUGUUAGACCUUUUGUAGACAUUUGAUAUUAUGAUCUUGUCCUGCCUUAACUGUAACAUAUUUUACUGUUUGUAGUGAAGUCAAAAGAGUAUAUGACUAUUUUUGUAUACAAAAAAAACAAAUUUAUAGGGGCUGUUUAUAUAACAAGAUGAAAUCAAGUUAUUAAUUAGAACAUUUUUAUAUAGUAGAUCUCUAUAACACAUUUUCUUGGAGACCCUUUGUGCCUGUUUAUGCAGCUAUGGUCUCGAUCUUGCACUGCAAAAGAUUUAGUCUCAGUCCUCCCUGGGGCAUGGCUAGGGAUGAGAAAUCUUACUGUGAGCAAGAGACCUACAUAAUAAUAAGAAUACAGACUUGUAAUGUGUACAAUCCAUCCUGCUUGAUGUUCAAGGCGCAGUAUAACAAACAAACAAAAUACACACACAAAACAGACACACAAAAAUUAGGCCUUGUAAACCUGUGACUGAGAUGAAUUUUGAGAAGAGAUUGGAGAUUUGUGGUUCAAAGACAAGGGCCCUAUUUCAAGGCUGUGCUUACCGCUGAAUUCCAAGCUAACAAUCCUGAUUCCCCGCUUACAUGCAAAAUUCGCUGCUGACCGGUGAGAUACGCUUGCUGUAAGCACAGAAUUCCCUGCUUCCGCAAGUGCAGAUUCUGUGCUUACGAAAGUAGAGCCAUGAAAUUGGACCGAGAUCUUUGAACCUAGGAUCAGACUGUGCUGGAACUCUCAGUUGAAAAAGAAGAAAAUUUGGUUGAUAAUGAAGGUUGAUUUUAUUAGGUAGAAAUAGGAUGAUGACAGUUUACCAAACAUCUCAAGGUUAUGGCCUUUUUCUGUGUUUGGUAAUGCCAACGAGCCUUACCAUGCAAUUAUAACCAUGCUACAGAGUUGUUGAGAGAGACUUUGAAACUUCUCUUUUAUGUUGAAUAUAAUGAAUAUGAAUAUAAACAAAUUACUAAAAAGAUCAUUGUAAGUGUACAUUUGAAUUAUCUUGCCCAUCUGUGCAGGUUUUAAUGAAAGGAUUAAAGGUGCUAUUAAUGCAGACUUUCCCUUAAUAAAUUUGUGGUGCAGAACUGUCUUGAGGGGUCAUCGCAUUGGUGCUUUUUUGUUCCAUUUUCUAAAGGAACUCUCCAGGGUACAACUCAACCAAAUUGUAAUCUUUUAGUCUGAUUAGAAAUGCCACAACGGGCAAGAUGGGCAACUGGAGCUUUAAAUUGUUAAGUAUGGAAUAGGCGCCAUUUUUAGUAAACAUUGUCUCCAUACAUGCACUCCCAUCUGUUAGUAUUAUCGCAUCCAAAGAGUUGAUUACUAAAAUGGCGUUCAGUGCAUACUUCACAUGAAGCCUGAGUAGCACACCUUGCACCUGCGACGCUGUACAACAUUUGGUCAAGGGUCAGCCUUUUUUAAGAGAAAAUGGGCAGAAAUAGCACCUUUAAGCUCUUGAGCUUGCCUUCUCCUUAAAGUGCAGCUUAUCGCCACCACAAGAGGCACUUUGAGAGGUUUAAGUUUGUAAAUUUGGGUGCUUUUAAAUAUCUGAAAUGUGUAGUACAUAUAUAUAGACAUUGUGGUUGAAUAAUAAUAUAUUUUUCAACCUCAAAGUAUAGUGUGGUGGACCGUAACCUUGUAUUAAAAGGUCUAGUAUUUACCUUGUAUUACAAGGUCUAGUUUUUGUAAAGCAUUUUCUACAAUCAUCAUACUUCAGUCAGUUUUACUUCUUCCAUUGAAAUGAAUUUUUCAGCUACAUUUGAUCCAAUAUGAUUUUAUCAUGAAAAUAAACUGCAUCAAAUAUUAUUGGCAUUA
Messenger RNA from Asterias rubens (European starfish), 5121 nucleotides. Its product is annotated as protein tirA-like. Bases 1098 to 2648 code for a protein of 516 amino acids. The record is from RefSeq and is a predicted model, not a curated record. Gene Ontology annotation, biological process: signal transduction. Lineage: Eukaryota; Metazoa; Echinodermata; Asteroidea; Forcipulatida; Asteriidae. Gene Ontology annotation, molecular function: oxidoreductase activity; calcium ion binding. The transcript is spliced from 10 exons.